CUGUCACGGCAGCGCGCGCACGCGAACGUGCUCGAUGCGCAGGUGUGCUCAGCUAGCUUGUGGCGCGAGAGGAACUCGUGGUUCUCCUUCACAUGAUAAAAUGUUUUGUUAACCCUCUAGGUUUAUAAGUCACCUUAACUUUUGUUUGUUACUCUGAAGAAAGCGUCGUGUGAAGAGGAGAAAAUAGGUUAGCAUCUGACUUCUAGGUGCCAUUUCAGACGGCUAUAUUAACUACUUUCAACAACAACGAAGGUAGCAUUUAUGGCACAUACAACCGGAGGCAAAGUCGUUAUGGAGGAGUUUUUUAAAACGCUGUCUUGUCAAUACUGUAUGUGCAGGUAGGGGAGCUGAGGAGCCUCAUACAAAAGAUGUCCUGUCAAGUGGACGAAGUGGAAGAAAGACAAAGUACUCUUCUUGCUUCCUCCAACCCAGACAAGAAAUGCAGAGAUGAGUUGGAGUUGCUGAAUAACAAAAUCAAGACUGAUGCGAACUUGUUCCGAGCCAAGUUAAAAACUUUGCAGGAUGCUUUCCCAGCGGACUGCAGUGACAAUGGUACCUCGGUGAUGCAACGCAUUAGGAACAAUCAGCACACACACUUGACUCGCUGCUUUGCUGAGCUCAUGACGAGUCACCACAACACACAGGUGGCCUUCAGAGAGAAAUGCAAAGGCCACAUUAAGAGACAGCUGCAGAUUGUGGACAAAGUGACCACAGAUGAGGAGCUGGAGGAGAUGCUGAACUGCCACAAUGUGACCAUCUUCAUAUCAGAUAUUGUUGAUUCUGGUGCUUGUAUUUCGAGCAAGGCUCUGAGCGACAUCAAGUCUCGUCACGAGGACAUAAUUCACCUGGAAGCAAGCAUCAGAGAGCUGCACGAGAUCUUGGCUGACACUGCCAUGCUUCUGGAGAUUCAGGGGCAGUUGGUGAACAGCAUAGAAAAGAAUGUGGCGAGUGCUGCAGAGUAUGUGGACGAGUCCAAAGAAGAGACCCAAAAGGCAGUGACAUACAAGAAAAACCCUUACAAGAUAUUGUCUCUGCCGAGAUUCUUCAGAUCCUUCAGAAGGCAAACAGUGCCCAAAACAGUCACAGGUCCAAACACGUCAGACUAAGACCACAAUGACAAAACUCCUUAUGCUUACGGAACUUUGACUGCUCAUGACUCACAGUCUACAACACCAUUUAAACUACUCAUUUCAAAGUUAAAUAAUAAUAGCAGAGUUAAAUUGAAAGACACUUGAAUCAAGCAUGGUGAGGGCAAGCAUCAUUAUGACACAAAACACCCCUUUUAUUUAUUAAAACUAGAGCCAUUGGAAACCAUAGGCCUCCACUAAGGCCAGAUUUUUUUGGGGGGGGAUGAUCCAAAUUAAUGUGCAGAGGCCGUUAGCAGAGCUGCAGGCUGCUUGUCAACCCGGCAGCCUGUGCUAUCAUUGACUUCCCAAUAGGGGACGGAAGUACACUGGCACUGACGUGUGAGAUUACUUCACCUUCCCCAUUCCUUUUUGCUUUGCGUUUAGCCAUAUGAGUCCUGACUCCCUCGUUCACUUCUCCCAAUAAACUUAACACUGUAUGUGA
Molecule: messenger RNA, 1569 nt
Organism: Phyllopteryx taeniolatus (common seadragon)
Lineage: Eukaryota; Metazoa; Chordata; Actinopteri; Syngnathiformes; Syngnathidae
Product: syntaxin-2-like
Exons: 8
Coding region: 369-1106 (245 amino acids)
Biological process (GO): intracellular protein transport; exocytosis; synaptic vesicle fusion to presynaptic active zone membrane
Cellular component (GO): synaptic vesicle; endomembrane system; plasma membrane
Molecular function (GO): SNAP receptor activity; SNARE binding
Source: RefSeq, a predicted model, not a curated record